AUGGCCCCGCCGCAGCGGGAGAGCCACGGGCAGGAUGGCAGUGGGUUCACUGUGGGCACAGCAGGCAGCGAGAGCUCGCCGGGCACCACGGAGGCCAACGGGCUCCCGGCUGAGGGAUCCCCCCAGGAGAAAUGCUUGCUGCAAGCCGAAGACAUGCCGGCGAACGCAAGCCCAAGAGAUGGCGACAGGCCUGAGGACCCACAAACCAGUAUAACCAGCUCCCCACAGUGUCCCUUGGAGGAUGCUGGCGGCCAGGCUGAUCUGGCUGACGCAGGAGAGGGAAGCACAGCAGACGGGGAUGACACCAUUUCAGUCACACCACCGAGGACAGAGAGCCCCCCGGGAGCUGGCAGCACCCCUGAAAACCCCUCCUUGGAGGUGAGCAAUGGUCCAGACCCUUCAUCUGAAGGCCCAGCAUCUCCGAAGGCUGAGGUUGCGUUGGAGGGGGGUGAGACAAAGGGGGACCCCCAGAGCACAGCCCAAGAGCCUGAGCGCAGCCCGGAGCCCCCCACCGAGCCCUCAGGCCACGACCCACCAGCUGAGAGCCCACCAGACACAACUGAGGAGGACCCCGAGCUGCUGGUGGACAUGGAGAUCUUCGUGGACACGCUACGUAACAUGGAGCCCUCAGAGAUGCGGAAGGCGCCCAAGACCCCGCGCCAGCCCCGACCGUCAUCAUUUGGCCGCUGGAACGUUCUCAAGGGCAUGGCACUGCUUUCCCACUUCUUGGAGCACCGGGCAGCCGCAGUCGAUGAGGGGAAACCUUACUCACGCCUGGACAACAGUGUGCUCUACAGCCGCUUCGUCUCCCCCAGCACUGCCCUGCUCGAGCUGCCCAGCAGGGACGGCGGGGGCACGGGCUUGCCCACCCCCAGGGACAACAACGGGCUGGGCCCUGGUGACCAUCCUGGCCCUGAAAUGGCCAUGCUGGAAGCCCCGAACCCUGGACGUGUCCCUCCUGUCACCAAAGAGCUGGAGAGCACCAUGGUCCUGUGUCCCACUGAUGUCCUGCAGGAGGACAAGGAGGGCUUCGAGAAGAUCAACAUGAGACCUGGCAAGAUCAUCCUCUUCUCCGAGGCCGGCUUCGCAGGCCAGAAACGGGAGAUCUGGGGUGACGUCCCCGACGCCACGUCCUGGGAACUCUCGCACACCAUCUCCAUCCGGGUCAUCCGAGGCGGGUGGGUGAUGUACGAGAAGCCGCGGUUUCACGGGCGCAAGUGCGUGCUGGCCGAGGGGGACGUGGAGAUCGACAACCCCUGGACAGCGUACGGGCAGAGCGAGCAGUCCCGCGGCAGCCGGCCCUUCCGCAUCGGCUCCUUCAAGAGAGUGGUGCGGGAUUACCGCACCCCGGAGAUCAGCCUGUUUGCAGAGGAGAAUGGUGAAGGCGCUCGGCUGACGUUCACCGACUCGGCCGAGGACACUCGCACGCAGGGCCAGGCACUCGCCGCCGCCUCCAUCAUCGUCCACUCAGGCCUGUGGCUGGUUUACUCCAAGCCUUUCUUCGAUGAUGACCCCUACGUUUUGGAGCCGGGCGGGUACCCCAAUUUAAAGGCUUGGGGAGCAAAGGACCCAUCCAUCUGCUCCAUGCACCCCAUCAGGCUGGGCUGCCCUGUCGUGGAGAGACCCGGUGAGCCGCAGGUGCUGAUCUAUGAGGCCGCGGGUUUCCAGGGCCGCAGCUUUGCCAUCAGCCGAGACAUCUAUGACCUGAAGCGCCUGCCCGGGCCAGCACUGCCCACCGUGGGCUCCCUGCACGUCCUGGGUGGCUGCUGGGUCGGCUACGAGAAGGAGGGCUUCCGUGGCCACCAGUACCUGCUGGAAGAAGGGGAGUACCAGGACUGGAGGCAGUGGGGCGGCUACAGCAAGGAGCUGGUGUCCCUACGGCUGAUACGGACGGACUUCUCCGACCCGGCACUGGUCCUCUUUGAGGCGAUGGACUUUGAGGAGGGCCCAAGCGUGGAGCUGAGCGAGGCACUACCCGACACGCAGCUGGCCGGCUACGGCACCGUCACCCAGUCCAUCCACGUGCUGAGCGGCGUGUGGGUGGCCUAUGAGGGCACCAACUUUUCGGGAGAGCAGUACAUCCUGGAGAAGGGGGUGUACCGCAACUGCGAAGACUGGGGUGCCACGGAUUGCCGCAUCGCCUCGGCGCAGCCCAUCCUGCAGGUUGGGGAACGCAACCUCCAUUUCGUCUCCAAGAUCCUGCUCUUCUCAGAGCCUGACUUCUUGGGGGACCACAUCGCCUUCGAGGAGGACCAGGACGCCCUGCCUGCUGCCUUCAUCCCACGUUCCUGCAGAGUCCGCGGGGGCAGCUGGAUCCUGUUCGACGGGCAGGCCUUCGCAGGGGACCAGCAUGUGCUGUCUGAGGGCGAGUACCCCACGCUCAGCGCCAUGGGCUGCCUCUCCUCCACCACCAUCCGCUCCUUGAAGAAGGUCCCGGUGUUUUUCUCGGAGCCUUCCAUCUUCCUGCACGGGCUGGAGUGUUUUGAGGGGAAGGAGAUUGAGCUGAACAGUGAAGUGCGGAGUCUCCAGGCAGAGGGUUUCAACAACCACGUGCUGUCGGUGCGCGUUAAAGGCGGGAUCUGGGUGCUGUGCGAACACGGUGACUGCCGCGGGCGCCAGUGGCUGCUGGACUGCACCGAAAUCACCAACUGGCUGACGUACAGUGGGCUCCAGCAUGUGGGAUCCCUCUACCCCAUCCGCCAGAGACGGAUCUAUUUCCGCAUCAGGAGCAGGGAGCUGGAGCUCUUCCUCUCCGUCCCUGACGACGUGGAAGACAUGAAAGCGGGGCGGGUGGUGGUCUCCAGCUUGAGCGAGCAGAGCAGCUCCAUUUGGUACUACGAGGACGGGCUGAUCAAAAACCAGGUGGCCCCCAACAUGAGCCUGCAGGUCAUCGGGCCGGCCGGGAAGGGCGCGAAGGCCGUGCUGUGGUCUGAGACCCGGAUGCCACGACAGACCUGGAGCAUUGAUUCUCAGGGACGGAUCCACAGCCAGAUGUUUGAGGACAUGAUCCUCGAUAUAAAGGGUGGCCGAUCCUACGACCGGGACCACGCCAUUGUUUGGGAUAUGGCUGAGGAAAGACCCACGCAGAUCUGGGACAUACAGGUGAUAUGA
Charadrius vociferus (killdeer) is the source of this 3111-nucleotide messenger RNA. It is a transcript of the gene CRYBG2, whose product is annotated as absent in melanoma 1-like. The transcript has 20 exons. Lineage: Eukaryota; Metazoa; Chordata; Aves; Charadriiformes; Charadriidae. The record is from RefSeq and is a predicted model, not a curated record. The coding region runs from base 1 to 3111 and encodes 1036 amino acids. Gene Ontology annotation, molecular function: structural constituent of eye lens. Gene Ontology annotation, biological process: visual perception; lens development in camera-type eye.